Carassius gibelio (silver crucian carp) is the source of this 2066-nucleotide messenger RNA. RefSeq names its product carcinoembryonic antigen-related cell adhesion molecule 5-like. The record is from RefSeq and is a predicted model, not a curated record. Bases 98 to 931 code for a protein of 277 amino acids. NCBI's taxonomy places the organism in Eukaryota, Metazoa, Chordata, Actinopteri, Cypriniformes, Cyprinidae. The transcript has 4 exons.
UACUUCGCUACAGACCGACUGGUUCAUUCACUUUGUAACGAAACAUUCAACAUUAUCAAGACCUGUGUCAGGACCCAACUAUUAUCACGGUUCUGUUAUGAAUCUGUUUCAUGAACUGCUGAAGAAAAUGUUUCUUUUCAUCUGUCUGUGCUCAUGGAGUCUGGCUGGUGUGUUUGGUGAUGAUGCAGUGAAGUUAGAGUCAGUGAUGGAGGGAGAAUCAGUCACGCUAAACCCUGAUGUUAAUACAAUUAAUGAGCUACGGUGGAGCUUUAUAUACAACAACAAAAAGAUUCUCAUCGCUCUAAUCGACAGACAGAACAAUAUAAGCAUACUUCAUGAUGAUACUCUUGAUGGGAGAUUCAGAGACAGACUGAAGCUGGAUCAGACUGGAUCUCUGAUCAUCACAAACACCAGAACCACAGACUCUGGACUUUAUACAGUCACCAGCACCAGCAGAGAGAAGCCGCUGAGCGUGUUCAGUCUUACUGUCUACGCUCGUCUUUCUAUUCCUUUCAUCACUAGUCACUGUCCUUCAUCUUCAUCACGGCAGAAUUGUUCACUGGUGUGUUCAGUGUUGAAUGUGAGUCAUGUGACUCUCUCCUGGUACAAAGGAAACAGUUUAUUGUCCAGCAUCAGUGUGUCUAAUAUCAGCAUCAGUCUCUCUCUACCUCUGGAGGUGGAAUAUCAGGAUAACAACAACUACAGCUGUGUGAUCAACAAUCCCAUCAGAAACCAGACCACACAUAUGGACAUCACUCAACUCUGUCACACAUGUUCAGAAGUCUGUAUCUGCUGCUGUGGUUUUUUUGAAGCUGUUAUCCGAUUGGCUCUCUCUGUUCUGGGGGGCACGGCUACGGUGGCUGUUCUGGUUUAUGACAUCAUAUCUAGAAGUCUUCAACAGAAGAGAGAGCAGACAUCAAGCUCUGAUUAAUCUCUUUCGAUACUAUUGACUAUCAGUUGUUCCUGUCUAGAUUAGAAUGUUUUGUGGCGCUAAAAGGCUCAGUCCUGAAUUGGUUUAAAUCUUAUUUAACAGAGCGAUAUUCCUCAGUCAGAACUUUACUUCCACUGCUGCCCACCUCAAACACAGCAAAAAAUCCAGAGUGAAAUUAACUCUGCUGGGAGUACAUGUGAGACCACACUCAAGAGUGUGAAAGUGUUAAAAUAGGAGUGUUAAAUUAACACUGAAGCAGAGUUAAAGUUAAUGAGAUAAUUAAAGCUCCAGUAUGCGAUUUUUGUAAUUGACCACAAGAGGGCACAUUUCCAACAAUAACAAAGGCGAAGCUUGAUGACGCUAUGAAGCAGGUGACGAUGGGAGAUGUCGUUUUUUAAUGCGUUUUCACCAUAGUAAUGUAUCUAAAUUGGAUAAACAAAUCAUGAUCACGGAUGAGGUAAUUUAUUCGUUUUUGUAUUAUCUGUAUAUCUGAUCGUAUUAUUUUAUGUAAUACCCCUCUCUCCCGGGUCCUCUGACGCUCUUCGCACUCACUCCGAGUGGGGCUUGAACCCGGGUCUUUGGCACGGGAGGCUAAAUGGCUACAGCCACUAGCGUCUGUCGCUAGUGCGUCUCUUGAGAUCGGGGAGUGAGGUUUACUUGCACAGCACUACUCGCUGGCCUCUGUUACAUAUAUUAUCCCGUUACAACUUACAGCUAUUUGUUAAAUGAUUUGUUGGGUUAAUGUUGUGCAGUGUUAUGUGUUUAUGGUUAAUGCCGUGUUGUUUAACGUGCUCAAACCAAUCGUUCUAAAAGUAAAUAUGAACGAACAUUUGCAAGUAAUGACUAAAUAUAUUUUUAACAACACAUAUCCGAUUGUAUUUAAUUGUACUGCCAUAAUCUCGGUCACCACACGUGAUAACAAUCCUUACCUUAGUACAAAGAGCAAUAUAACUUUGUUUAUAAGUGCUAUUAUUGAAACUGAAACAGUCCAUUUGCCGUGUUAUGUUAUUUUCUCACAGGUAACAUUAUUGAUAAAAAAAUGCUACAGUGACAGAAUGUACGGGCAUGUGGUGUAAUUCAUUUCUAUUACAAUCAUCUUUACUGUAACUAUUACGUUACUUGUACAAUAAAAAAA